Solanum dulcamara is the source of this 1995-nucleotide messenger RNA. RefSeq lists its product as uncharacterized. Bases 1 to 1995 code for a protein of 664 amino acids. The transcript has 4 exons. Gene Ontology annotation, molecular function: nucleic acid binding; zinc ion binding. Lineage: Eukaryota; Viridiplantae; Streptophyta; Magnoliopsida; Solanales; Solanaceae. The record is from RefSeq and is a predicted model, not a curated record.
AUGGCAGAUGAUAGUAGUGUUGCUUCUGGGACCCAAGUUCCCAUUACAGUGACCAAUACUAAUCAUAAUGAGUUUAACAAUACCUCUCAUCCUUACUUCAUCUCACCAUCAGACUCUCCUGGCACACUGCUAACCAAUGCAGUGUUUGAUGGGAGAAGUUUUGGUGGAUGGAAGAGAGGUAUGUGGAUAGCCUUGACAGCAAAAAAUAAAUCUGGCUUUGUUGAUGGUUCAUCCCCAAAAUCAAGUGCAGGAACUGAUAAACACAGAGCUUGGUCUAAGGCCAACAACAUGGUUAUUUCUUGGCUUUUAAAUUCUCUAUCUAGAGAAAUUUCAGAAAGUGUUCUCUAUUACUCUACUGCUAAAGAUAUAUGGACAGAGCUGGAAGCCAGAUUUGGCCAAAGCUCAGGUGCUAGGCUCUUUCAACUCCAAAAGGAGCUUAGUGACUUAACCCAAGGUGCUUCUGAUAUUGCUUCCUAUUUCACCAAGAUGAAACGACUCUGGGAUGAGUUGGAUACCUUGGACUCUUUUUCACCAUGCCUUUGUGUUUGUUCCUGUGGAGCAAAACAAAAAAAUAUCAAGUUCAAACAAGAUGAAAGAUUGCUUAAGUUUUUGAUGGGUUUGAAUGAUACUUAUUAUGGUGCAAGAGGAAAUAUUCUCAUGAUUUCACCUCUGCCCACUGUAUCAAAUGCCUAUGCACUACUAAUUCAAGAGGAAAAACAAAGAGAGGUCCAAAACACACCUAAAUUUCCAGGGGAAUCAUCCUCUUUUGUUGCUGCAAAUGCAAAUAAUGGAAACAAGACCUUUACCACUGAUUUUAGGACACAAAGGCAAACUUAUGAGAAUAAGAAAUCUGGGAUGGUUUGUAAAUAUUGCAAGAAAACAGGACAUCUGAUUGAUAAGUGCUAUAAACUACAUGGUUUUCCCACUAACUUCAAGUUUACUAAGCAAAGUAAUUUUCAGAAUAAUGUACAAGGAAAUGUUGUCUCAUCAAAUGAUUAUUCUGGGGAAAUUUUUGCUAACAACACAGAUGAAGAUGAAGGAGUUCAGGGAAAACCCUUAUCUACUAAACAACUUGCUCAGGUUAUGCAGAUGCUGCAAGACAUGAACAAAGAUGAUCAAGGUCCUACCUCUGAAGUCACUGCAUCUGCUAACUGCACUGGUAUAAAAUUCACUCCUAGUCCAUUUUCCUUAAAUUCCAAAAUGUAUUCCAAGGGCCCUUCAAUGAAGAGCCCAAUAAUGCAGCUUGGUGAAGAACAGAAUGGCCUCUAUGUCCUCAAAGAUACAAUUCUAACUGUUCCAUCUUCUAACAGUCUUAUUUCUAGUCUUUCCAGUUCUAAAUUUUAUUCACAGAAGGAUAUAUCAUCCAUUUUAUCUUGUAGUUCGAUUUCUGAUGUUCAAAGCCAAUUAUGGCAUGUAAGGAGUUUUGGAUGUUUUGCUUUCACCUCUACACUGUCACAAGGUAGAUCAAAAUUGGACCCUAGAGCUGAGCCAUGUGUUUUUCUUGGAUACCCAUUUGGAAAAAAAGGAUAUAAGUUGUUUAGUCUCAAAACCAACAAGGUUCUUGUUUCUAGAAAUGUUAUCUUUUAUGAAAAUAUUUUUCCAUUUGCUUCCGCUACUUCUACUAUGCCUCUGUUUCCUUUGGUUCCUCAUAUUCCUCCUAUAGAUUAUGCAAAUGAUACUCCUCUCACUAUUCAAGAAAAUGUCAAUGUCCUACCUUCUGCUAGUCAUCCUUCUAUAACUACUUCUCCCUCAGUUUCUCCUAGUUGUUCAUCUUCUCCUAUCUCUACUCUCCCCACUGAUGUUUUAGAAUCUGAUAACCCUGCUAUUUCUACCAUUUCCAAUGCUCUCAGAAGAUCCAUUAGGUCAGUCCAUACUCCUGCCUACUUGGAAGAUUAUGUUUGCAACAGUAUCCAACUCUCUAAUGUAUCAAAUUUCUGUUUUACUCCACCUGAAAAAUCUCCUAUUGCUUUUGCUGCCCUAUCUAAUCCUAACUAA